AUGGACGAGGAUGAGGAAACAUUACGACUACAGCUAGCAGCUAUUGAAGCCAAGUUGAAGUUGAAAAAAUUACAAUCAGCCAGGUUGAACGCGACAAGCCCACGCAAAGAUGACACGUCAUUACAAGGAAGUUUUACCUCAUCGUCUUCCUCGGGGCAACCCGCCAGUCGAAUGCGAGCAAUGAGAGAGAGACUGGCUGCUGGGGAUCAGGCAGAUGAUGUUCAGAUUCCUUUGUCUCCUUCCAAGCGAAUGACGCCCCAGGAUCCGGUAUCCCCCCGUCGAGCACUUAUAAACUUCAAGAAAGCGAGCGAGGUAUCGCUAAAACGACCAUCCAGUGCAAGACCAGGAACCGCUCAAUCGAGAGCUUCUAGCACUCGUCCUGGGACUUCCUCUCGUUCCGUAAAUAAUCGAGACAGCCCGCCGGAUAUUUGGUCAGCGGCCGCGGAUGACUUCAAGAAACCAAAAUCCUUCAGUGAGCGUAUUGCAGAAAGCCGGAAUGCGGACAGAGCCAAACAGCAACGGACCGAGCAGAUACAACUUAACCGCAACUCGGCUUUUCAGAUUGAUAACAAAGAAAUCGAAAAAUACAAGGAAGAAGCUGCCUCAAGACCAAGAGCAGCAAGCCCUGAUAAGCGGCCAGCGGAGACUUUCAGUCGGGAGGAGGUGCUUCAGUCGUAUGGCAAUCCUCAUAUGCGGAUGAAAAAGUCUAUGACUGCUCCGAGUCUACUAGCAUCAGCAUCCAUUACAGCUCGACACUCUAAUUCUCCAGCAAGUGGGACUGCCGGUCAGAAAACGUCUAAGGAACCCGAUACUUCCAAGUUAGAGCCACUCUCCGGUCUCAACCUCUCAAACCGCAUUCUCCCCCAGUCAUUCCUCAGCCGCACACUGGAGAACAAAACAGUUCUCCGAAUACCCCAGCUCCUGAAAUUAGUCAAGGCACCUGGGUUUGAGUUGCCCGAGAGUAUAGAUGGAGACUAUGUCGUCUUUGGUAUUGUUGCCUCAAAAUCCGAUCCAAAGCAGCACAAGGAGCCGAAGAAUUCAACAAAAGAAAAGGACAUGUAUGAUGAUGGUCUCAACAAUACAGAAAAAUACAUGGUCAUUACUCUUACGGACCUCAAUUGGACUAUUGAUCUUUUCUUUUUUGAUACCGCAUUCCCGCGCUACUACAGGCUUUCAGAGGGCACACUGAUAGCCAUACUAAAUCCGGCCAUUCUUCCUCCACCCCCUGGCAAAAUCGACACGAACAGAUUCAGUCUCUGUCUUUCCUCUUCGGACGAUACUGUUCUUGAAAUCGGCUCAGCUCAAGAUAUCGGAUACUGCAAGGCCGAACGCAAGGACGGAAAGAUCUGUCGGUCAUGGCUCGACUCACGGAAGAGUGAAUUUUGUGACUUCCAUGUCGACGUGCAAAUCCGGAGAACACAGGCCUCAAGGGCCGGCGUGAACGGUGGCACGGGUCUAUUUGCGCCUGGCGGCCGUAAUGCACCACGCAUAGCAGAUUGCGGUGCUUCCAAAGGCCAGCGUGGCGGUCGUCGAGGACUCAAACCCGAAGGUGGCAGAUACGAUUGGGCGACUCAGUCCACAUACUUUGUCGCACCCGCGCCCAAAUCUACAUCCUCUCAGGGCCCAUCUAUGCAUCCCCGUUAUGGUAUGGGCAGAGGUGCCUCAGCUGCUGCUCUCAUUGAUGGUAUCGACGACAACCCUUUCACGGACCAUGUUCGUGGCAAUGCGAACAAAGAAGAACGUACACGCCGCCGACUUGUGGAACAGCAACGCGAACGAGACAUUGCACAGAAAUUAAGUUCUAGGGGUGGGACUACAGGAGCAGAAUAUCUGCGUGCUGGGCUUGAGCAAGCAGCGACAUCUGCAGGAACAAAAUCAGCAAUGUCUUCAACUCCAGGACUUUCAGCGCCAGGAUCACAGACCCCCACAGCCAGCAUUUUCAAAUUCCGUAAAGCCGAUGAAGUCAAUCUUGGGCCCAUGAAGAAAAGGGCACGAGCGCAAUCAGAUGACAAAGUCUCUAAUAGCGGCGUGACGAUAUCGGUCAAGAAGACUCGAUUCAUCACUGCAAAGGGCAUUCGUGAAGCUGGCAGAGAUAGUCUGGGGGCGUCUACGGGUAGCGAGGCGAACAGAAGCAAGGUGCAUGUGGUUAUGAAUAAUGAAGAUGACGAUGAUGACGAUGAAUUGGAAAUUAUCUAG
Molecule: messenger RNA, 2196 nt
Organism: Talaromyces marneffei
Lineage: Eukaryota; Fungi; Ascomycota; Eurotiomycetes; Eurotiales; Trichocomaceae
Exons: 1
Coding region: 1-2196 (731 amino acids)
Biological process (GO): DNA replication; DNA replication initiation
Cellular component (GO): replication fork protection complex; nucleus
Molecular function (GO): single-stranded DNA binding; DNA replication origin binding
Source: RefSeq, a predicted model, not a curated record